Gorilla gorilla gorilla (western lowland gorilla) is the source of this 2687-nucleotide messenger RNA. It is a transcript of the gene C20H19orf47, whose product is annotated as chromosome 20 C19orf47 homolog. The transcript has 10 exons. The record is from RefSeq and is a predicted model, not a curated record. Bases 16 to 1248 code for a protein of 410 amino acids. Gene Ontology annotation, cellular component: nucleus. Lineage: Eukaryota; Metazoa; Chordata; Mammalia; Primates; Hominidae.
GUGGGCGGUCACGUGAUGGUUAUGGCCGCACUCUCGCUGGUGGCGGCCUGUUGGGGUAGAGCGGCCGCGGGCGGGUCAGUUCAGCUUCCGGCGGCUCCAGGGAGCAGUGUCAGGGCCAGGGAGACGAUGGUCUCCGUGACUAUGGCCACUUCCGAGUGGAUCCAGUUCUUUAAGGAAGCCGGCAUUCCUCCAGGACCUGCCGUCAAUUAUGCCGUGAUGUUUGUGGAUAAUAGGAUUCAGAAGAGCAUGCUGCUGGAUCUCAAUAAGGAGAUAAUGAAUGAGCUGGGCGUGACCGUGGUGGGUGACAUCAUCGCCAUUCUCAAGCAUGCCAAAGUGGUGCACCGUCAGGACAUGUGCAAAGCUGCCACUGAGUCAGUACCCUGCAGCCCUAGCCCCCUUGCAGGCGAAAUUCGCCGUGGCACUAGUGCUGCCUCCCGAAUGAUCACCAACAGCCUGAACCAUGACUCUCCACCCAGCACACCCCCCAGGCGCCCGGACACCAGCACCUCCAAGAUCUCGGUCACUGUGUCCAACAAGAUGGCAGCAAAGAGUGCCAAGGCCACUGCAGCCCUGGCCCGCCGGGAGGAGGAGAGCCUGGCUGUUCCUGCCAAGCGGCGCCGGGUCACUGCUGAGAUGGAGGGGAAGUACGUCAUCAACAUGCCCAAAGGCACCACACCCCGCACCCGCAAGAUCCUGGAGCAGCAGCAGGCUGCAAAAGGUCUCCAUAGGACGUCUGUGUUUGACCGCCUCGGCGCCGAGACCAAGGCAGACACCACGACAGGGAGUAAACCCACAGGAGUCUUCAGCCGCCUGGGGGCCACCCCAGAAACGGACGAGGAUCUGGCUUGGGACAGCGACAAUGACAGCAGCAGCUCUGUCUUGCAGUAUGCUGGGGUCCUGAAGAAGCUAGGACGGGGCCCAGCCAAGGCCAGUCCCCAGCCAGCACUGACUGUCAAAGCCAAGGCCACAAGCUCAGCGACAACGGCCGCUGCCCCGACGCUGCGGCGCCUGGCGGUUUCCUCAUGGUCUGGGCUUGAGAGGAAGCCGGAGUCCUUGUCUAAAGUCAGCAUCAUCAAGAGACUGGGCGCAGCUGCCCUUGUGCCCGAGGCCCAGGACAGCCAGGUCACCAGCACCAAGAAUGGAGUUUCGCUCUGUUACCCAGGCUGGAGUGCAAUGGUGCGAUCUCGGCUCUCUGCAACCUCCGCCCCCCGGGUUCAAGCAAUUCUCCUGCCUCAGCCUCCCGAGUAGCUGGGAUUAUAGGUGCCCGUCACCAUGCCUGGCUACUUUUUUUUAUAUUUUUAGUAGAGACAGGGUUUCGCCAUGUCGGCCAGGCUGGUCUUAAACUCCUGACUUCAGGUGAUCCACCUGCCUCGGCCUCCCAAAGUACUGGGAUUACAGACGUGAGCCACCGUGCCUGGCUAAUGUCUCUCUUUUUCAAGGUGAGAAACACAUCUUUUGAGCUUUCCCAGGGGCUCAACUGGCAAAUUCCAAAGUUAAUUCAAGGUCAAAAGACUGAAUUUAGAAUUUGAUUUUAGGAAGUUUGUCAAAAAUGUAAAAAAAGAUUUAAAACACUUGAUGAGUGCUUGCUUUGGCAGCACAUAUACUAAAGUUGGAAUGAUGCAGAGAAGAUUAGCAUGGCCCCUGUGCAAGGAUAACUCACAAAUUCAGGAGGCCUUCCAUAUUUUUUGAAAUUAAGAAAAGAAAAAAGGAAAAAUUUGAUUAAUAGGAUCUCAGGUAACUAUUAAUUUAGGUCACUAAUAGUCUGGUUACCAGAGUGAUUAUUGAAUUAUAUAGUGAUCUGGGAUCCUAUUUAAUCAACUGUUCAUUUUAUAAUCAUUUAAUAUUUUAUGAUUUAAGCAUUUAAUGAGCAUUUAAUAUUUAUUAAUAUUCAUUUCAUAAUCACCAGGGUAAUUAUUAAAAGGCUUUGAAGGCAAAUAAAGUUAUAUAGUUGUAAAAAUAUAUAUAUUAGCUCUCUUAAUAGAGAGGAUUUUAUUUUCUUGGAAAGUAAUUGAAGGCCUGAUAAAAGGUAAUAUGAAAGAGAAAAUUAUUUUGAUAAGACAUAAUUUUUUUAAGGCAGAUUACUUAAAAGGUGAAAAAGAAAAUCUUUCACUCUUUUUUAUCAAUACUACAAGAAAAUCUUGCAUUUUAAAAGAUAAUGCCAAAUUCUAGUUUUGCAUCAAUGUACCCUUGAUAUUAAGGCUCAUUUUUAAGACAUAAUAAAUUCACUCAAUUUUGGUCAGUUUGACCACAAAAGAUUCUCUCUUUCCGACUUUUAUAUGCAUUCAGUUUUACCUGUAUCUUUUCUUCCUUCCUUUAUUCUGCAACAACUUAUAAACUAGACUAAGUUAUUUUUCCUCAACAAAACCCCCCCACAUCUUCAUACCUCACUAACAUCUUACUUUCCUUGUACACUUUGCAUACAGAGUCACUUAUAGUAGUUACAUAAUUAUAUAUUAGAAUUUUAAGUCUUAGCAACUCUACAGCGAAACCUAGGAAUUAAGCGAUUUUGAACUGUCAUGAGCUAACAUUUUGUGAAGACACAUAAUUUCUAGAAACGUGUUUUCUCGCAGAAUAGUUUUUCAGUAUGAAACAGGACAUGUUUACCUAUGGACCCAAAUAUAUUAUUUCUUUCUAUAAAUUUUAAGAAGCCAAAGGUAAAUAAACUUGUGCCUGUGUUGAGCAAUGAA